This is a messenger RNA of Actinia tenebrosa (Australian red waratah sea anemone), 9098 nucleotides long. RefSeq lists its product as uncharacterized. NCBI's taxonomy places the organism in Eukaryota, Metazoa, Cnidaria, Anthozoa, Actiniaria, Actiniidae. The record is from RefSeq and is a predicted model, not a curated record.
CCAACCUCUUGAUAUUUUUGUUUUGGCACGCGCCUCUCAUGUUCGAGUGGUCUGAGAGUAACUAUGAACAUUGUGAGGCUUAUUCUAAGUGUAUGUAUACUAUCAAGUACAACCCUUGCGAAAAAGAAACGCUCUCCAGAAUCAGAAUACUGGGUCGAGUACGAGCCGAUCCCCCAAAAAGAUCAAAGUAAGACUGACUCCAGAAGUGAGGUGUUGCCAAACCGUCAAGACGAUGACAAUGUAGUUUAUAAGGAUACUGGAUAUGUAGAAAAUGCGUAUCCACUUCCUUCCGCAAUACCACAGAACCAAAAUGCCGACCAACCAGUAACCAAUGCUGUGAUUGCUCAAACUUCACCAAAUGAACCAGCGCAACAAGUAUGCCAUCGUGCGCUCGAUCUUGGAAUCAUACUAGACUCUUCCUACACGAUUGAGGGUGCUGCCUGGCAAGAAGAAAAGAAAACAGUCCAAUCAUUGAUCGACAAAUUAGACGUCAAUGAAAACGGAGUGCACGUUGCUGUGAUGGUUUUUAGUACAGAGGUCGAAAUAGCGGUCCCUUUUAACGGCUACAAAGAUGCCCUAGAAUUGAAGCAGGACAUUGAAGAUGUUGACUUUAUGAACGGGUGGUCAAGAACUGACUUAGCUCUUAUGUCUGCCAAGCACCAGCUGUUUAGUCCCAAUGGCGGGUCGAGAGAGGGGAUUCCUAAGGCAUUGAUUGUUCUCUCAGAUGGACUAACAGAUGGCGAGUCUUUGCCCAAUCGUUCAACCAAUUGGACCGAACGGCUAGUACCAGUGGUAGAUGAACUUAGAAGGGAUGGCAUCAAUACUUUCUGCAUUGGAAUAGGAAAGGCUCUUACAACAGAAUUGAGUGUAAUAGCGUCGGACAAAAAUAGCGUUUUCCGUCCAACUGAUCUGGAAAUACUUGUUUCAAAGCUGAACGCAAUUAGCAAGCAGCAAUGUUAUAACGAGAAAAAUAUUCCAUAUCCUCCUCAGUGUGCAGCAAACUGUGUUUUCCCAUCCAUAUGCCUCCUUGCUGUCCAACCAACGUGCCUUCAACCAAACCAACAAACCGUCACGUGCAUAAUACCCGGCUCUUGUACAUCUACAGCCAUCACUACCGCUACAAGUACAGCAGUCUUGACCACAACCAGUACAGAUAUCCACACUAGUACAGAUGUCACAACACUAGCAACAGUGGAAACACAAACCCAAACAACUACAAAAACGUCUACGCAUACAACUACGGCCACUGACACGCUUACAGAGACGGCCGUUAGCACGAGUACUGAUUAUCACACGAUAACUAAAACAGAUACUGCUAUCCAAACCCAGUAUGUGACAGAAACCAGUACCCAAACAGCUACAAGUACCAAAGUCCAUAAAACUACCGAAACACUCUCGACUACAGAUAUUGAUACAAUCACCAGUACUCAUGUCACCACAGCAACGGAAACCGCCAUCGCGACGUCAACAGCCAUAGCAACCAGGUACGUCACAUCGACUCUCUCGACAACCAGUCUAGAUAUUGAUAGCAGCACCCAUAUCACUACAUUAACUUCAACAGCGCUGGAAACAUCAACCAAAACUCAUGUUACCACGGCAACGGAUACUUCUACGGCGGUUACUACGGCAACGCAGAUGAAAACUUUGACUACAACGAGCACGGCUUUAACUACAAGUACUCACUUGAAGACUGAUGUCAGUACGAAGGUGCUCACAGAUACUCGUACACUCACCACAACACAGACCAAACUUGAAAGUAGCACCCAUGUAACUACGAGUACUGACUUCACCACGAGUACCCUGUAUGCAACUAACACGAAAACUGAAACAAAUAUAGCAGUCGUGACUUCAACGGCUCUUGCAGUUAGUACAAAGGUUCUAACCACCACGUCUACGGAUUUGGCAAGUUCUACACAUGUCACAACUGCCACGAGUACGGAGGUCCAUACCAGCACAGCUAUAGACACAAAGACGCUGACAACUGUAAGCACCGAUGUUUCAACAAGUACGCAUUUCACAACCAAGACUAGCAUGGCCGUUGCCACUAAGACUUCGACAGCAGUGGUGUCUGUCACCGAUACACAGACCGAGUUCACAACUGUGACAAGCACUUAUAUAGAUACACAGAUCAAAACUGCAACAAGUACCAAGRUUGAUACAAGCACCACAACAGACACUCAAACCUUAACCACUGUCAGUACUGAUGUCUCAACUAGUACGCAUGUCACAACACACACAUCCACUGCUGUGGUAUCUUUGACGGACACAAAGACUAAGGUCGAGACUGUAACGAGCACAGAUGUUGAUACCUCAACCUCUACUCACAUUACCACGGCAACUAUCACCGCUACUAGAACAAGUACAGCUGUUGCUACCAGUACAGCUGUCACCACAUCGAUAGAUACUUCUACAGAAACUAAACUCCUMACCACAGUGAAAACGACAACGGAAAGUUUGACCCAGACAGCGACGACGACGUCCACGGUAAUGAGUACGAGCGUAGUGACAAGCUGCAGUUCUAACUGUCCAAGCGCCACUCCAACGCCGUCAUUGACGUCAGCACCGCCUUCUCCGACUACUUCCAUCAAGCCAACAACUCUCCCUGCUGUACCAGGUUGCGGAAGAGAGAUUGAUGUUGGCAUCCUUCUCCAUGACUCUGAAAACAUCCCAGCACAGUCGUACACAACACUGAAAAACUUUGUUGCACAGUUUGUCUCAAAAUUUUCAGUCUCCUCAUACGGAGCUCACUUUGGUUUUAUCUCUUUUGAUCACGAGUCAAGAGUAGAUUUCAAGUUCUCUGAUGCCGACUAUUACAACAGUGACAAACUACAAGAGAAAAUAAAGGGCUUGUAUCAAAUGGGCCAGGGCAGUAGAAUAGACAUGGCAAUUGAAAAGGCAAAUGAGAUAUUAUUUUCGUCAUCUGGGGGUUACCGUAUAAAUAUGCCAAAAGUUUUAAUUGUUUUUACUGAAGAAAGGACAGGCGAAGGAAGUAAACCUUAUGCUCAAGUCAUUGCCCCACUUAUUGCCAAAGGAGUACAAAUCAUUGCUGUUGGCAUAACUGACAAAGUGAGUCGCAGCGAACUUAAAGAAAUCGCAAACGGCGACGAACGCAAUGUCUUCAUGGUACACAGAUUUGAUGAAUUGACAAGCAUUAUGAAGGAUCUAGUACAGAAGACAUGUGAUAUAUUUGUUUGUGACGUCGAAUACAAGAAGCUUGGCUGCUACAACGAACAUUCUUCAUAUCCAAUGAUGCCAGAACGAUUACUUAGUAAUACCCCGGAUUGGUCAGAUUUCGCAUCCUGGUUACAGAAGUUUGUCUGCCAGUGCGCCGAGAAAGCCAAGCAAAAGAAGUACUCAGUGUUUGGUGUACGAGAUACAGGCGAAUGCUUCUCGGGGUCAGAGUCAGCGGAUGUAUAUAUGGAAUAUGGAGAAAGUGCAAACUGUGUCGAUGGACAUUUUGAAAAGUGCAAAAAUGAAAACAAAAACGAAUGCUGUGGUGAAAAGAACACGAAUCAUGUGUAUGGAGUUAUAAUAGAAACCAAGCCAACACCAGCACCGACAACACCAACACCCAAACCCGAGCCUUGCAAAGCUGUUGUUGAUCUUGUCUUCGUCAUGGAUGGAUCUGGUUCAAUCGAGCACUUUGGUGCUGGUAACUUUAACCGAUGCAAAAAGUUUGCCAAGGACAUGGCCAAUAACUUUGAGGUUUCUAAGAGCGGCACGCAUGUUGGAUUAGUUCUGUUCUCGAAUUCAGCAUCGGUUAUAUUUGCGCUUGAUAAAUAUUAUGACAUUGCAAGUAUUGAGAAAGCAAUAGAUGGUAUAGUUUACCCUGAACGUGGUACUUAUAUUGGAAAUGCAUUAGAUGUGACUAAAAAAGAAGUCAUCGACGUAAGUGCACGUUCUAAUGUACAUCGUAUCGUCAUUGUCAUGACUGACGGAGAGUCGAACGAUGACGUUACAGGUCCUUCCAAAGCCUUAAAGGGUGCUGGCAAUUCUUUGUAUGUACUGGGAAUAGGCAGUAGUUUUGAUAUUAUCGAGCUUAAUAAGAUAGCGUCGGAUCCUGACCAGGAAUAUGUUUUUACAAGUGGUUUUGAUGAGCUGGAUAAGGCUGUUAAGUCUAUCAAGGAGAAAGCUUGUACAGAGGCAUCCAAACCAUUGCCCACUCCACAAGUAAUAACACCAGAUGCCAAAUUCACACGAACGCCCCCAUCCAUCGUCUACAUUAGAAUUGGAAUGACAGUUCGAUUUGUAUGGGAAUAUCAAGUUAGCAAUAGAAACUCAGUCUUUGCAAGAUAUUCUCCUAUUUGGUAUUAUUACUAUUCAAACGGCGCCUCAGUGGAGCUUGCUUCAGAAGACAAGAAUACUGAUUGGCAAUGGAGCGUGUCAUCUACUUGUCCAGCAUCGUACAGAGAUCGCAUAAGUAAAGAAGGACAAGCAACGCUGGUUAUAAGGAGUGUGACGGUAUCUGAUGGUGGUUAUUAUGGAUGCAGCUUGGCGAUGGUGUCUGGAACACCUGUGCUGUCUCAAGUGCAGCUGGUCUUGUUAGAUGCGCGAUUUACGAGAACACCGUCUCAAGUGGUUUAUGCGUACGUCGGAGAAACUGUACGUCUAGAGUGGCUGUACUCAAUCGAUGGUGGACGAGACAACGCCUUCGGAAGCUAUUCUCCUACUUGGAAUCUCUACUAUUCUAAUGGCGAAUAUGCACAGCUUGCUUUUGAAGAUAAAAGCAGUGGAUGGAAAUGGAGCAUAUCUGAAAGCUGUCCUGCUUCGUUGAGAGGAYGGCUGACUAAAGAAUCCGAUGCAACGCUCGUUAUCUCCGAGGUUACUCUUGCCGACAGUGGUACAUAUGGAUGUAGUUUAGUAAUGAUAUCAGGCCAGCCUGUAAUAUCCAAAGCACAGUUGAUUGUUAGAGAGAAACCAAAACCAGUUGUGUUUAAAGUGGAAUUUACCAAAGUUCCGCCUCGAAAGGUUUACGUAUAUUCCGAUGACGAUAUCAAACUUGAGUGGGAAUACACUACAACUGGGGACAAGAACCAAGGUUUUGCGCGGUUCUCCCCAACCUGGAAUAUGUAUAACUCACAAGGACAGGCUAUAGAGCUCGCUGCUGAGGAUAAGUACAAUAACUGGAAAUGGAUGGUGUCCUCGACUUGUCCUGCGUCACUUAACGACCGAUUAAAGAAGGAAUCAAGCGCACAUCUUAUCAUAAGUAAAAUAUCCUUUGCUGAUAGUGGUACUUAUGGGUGUAGUCUGGACCUGGCUUAUGGGGAUCCGUUGGUAGACAAAGUCGAUGUGAUUGUUACAGAUCGGCCCAGUAAGCCGCCUCCAGCAGUGGUUACUCCACCUUGCAAGGCAGUCGUAGAUCUGGUGUUCCUCAUUGAUGGAUCCACUUCAAUCGAGCAAUUUGGAAUGGGAAAUUUCAAGCGUUGCCUGAAUUUUGCCAAGACCAUGGUUCGAAGCUUCGAGGUGUCUAGUCAUGGAACCCACGUUGGUGUCGUAAUGUUCACAAACACAGCCAAAGUAGAAUUCACAUUAACCAAGUAUUCGAAAAUAGCUGAUAUUGAGGACGCCAUUGAUUCUAUCAAGUAUACUGGUGGUGGUACAUUUGCAGGCGAAGGGUUGAAGGCUGUGAAGAAUAACGUCUUCGACGUAACAGGACGUUCGAGUGUUCCGCAUGCGCUCAUCGUAAUGACCGAUGGCCAGUCAAUAGAUGAUAUUACGACCCCUGCAACAGCUUUAAAAAAUGAUGGCACCUUGAUCUACUGCUUGGGAAUAGGGUCCGAGUAUAACAUGCAGCAGUUGAAUACCAUGGCGUCAGCACCGUCUUCUAGUCACGUGUUUGUUGCUGAUUUUGACCAACUGGAUACUGUUGUUGAAAGUAUCAAACAGAAAGCCUGUUAUGAUGCAAGCUUGGUGACCCCAACAGUAAAACCAGUAACUGAACAGCCUGCAACUGCAAAGCCUGAAACAAAGUGCAAGACCACGGUGGACCUAGGUUUUUUGAUUGAUGGAUCAACCUCCAUAGAAACGGCUGGAGCUGGGAAUUUUGAACUCUGUAAAGACUUUGUCAAACAGAUGAUUUCAAACUUUGAUAUCUCGCAGAGUGGAACCCACGUUGGGGUCGCGCAGUUCGCAAGCCGCGUUUUUGUGAACUUUACUUUUACAGAAUAUUACGAUAAAGCAAGUAUCGACAAAGCAAUAGAUGAUAUCCCGAUUCUAUAUGGAGGGACUAACCUAGGAAAAGCUUUAGCGACGAUCAGAACUGAUCUUUUCGACAAAGGGUCACGAGGCAGUGUUCCUCGGAUCUUGAUUGUUAUGUCAGAUGGGGCAUCUGAAGAUGCCGUAGACGAGCCAGCUAAAGCUCUUCGGGAUCAAGGGAUAACCAUCUUAUGCUUGGGCAUUGGAAACAAAAUUAAUAAGCAGCAACUGAACAUCAUAGCAACUGAUCCUGAUAGUGACCACGUGUUUACGUCUGGGUUUAACGAGCUGAGAAGCGUGGUUGGCUUGAUUGAACAAAAGGCAUGCCCAGAUAACAGCGCUUCAUCCAGUUCUUCCAAUUGGCAGAUGUCAGUUGGCGGAUCUUCGUCGUACAGCUAUAGCUACGGUUACUGUAGCGUUCGCUAUAACAAACUAGGCUGCUAUGUGGAUGACCACAACGACCCAAGACCUCUUCCCACGCAACUCUUCACAGACAGAAAUCCAGACUCGGAUCUCUUUAGUGGAAUAACGAUGAACUUGGGAAAGUGGGAUGAAUAUAUGUCAGACGUUGUCUGUAGAUGUGCUAAGAAUGCAGAGAGUCGGGAUUUUAAACUCUUCAGUAUUCAAAACUUUGGAGAGUGUUGGUCAGGUAUUGAUGCUGAAAAGACAUACAACAGAAAUGGAGAAUCAGAGUCUUGCAUCUCCAACAAGAUGGAAACAUGUGACGCAGAAAAUCAAUUGCCAUGUGUAGGAAACAAAACAUCAAAUUAUGUUUAUGAGAUUGACUUUGGUAAUGGCAAACAAGCGGAGGCAUGCUCCGUUACGUACGAGAAGGUUGGCUGCUUCAGAGACAACCACAUUAGUCCCAGACCCUUCUCAGAUCUCGUGACAACUGACUUGGAUCCAAAGUCACCAGUGUACAGCGGUUCACCGGUGAACAUGGGAGACUGGAACGCCUACCUUGCAGACGUGAUUUGUCGCUGUGCACAGAAUACACAGGAAUAUGAGAACGAAUAUUUUGGGAUACAAAAUCUUGGCGAAUGCUGGUCAGGCCCUGCUGCUGACCAAACAUAUGACUCGGAUGGUCAGUCAGAUCAAUGCGUAUCGAAAGACAUGAAAUUAUGUGUCAAUGACUCGCCAAACAACUGUGUUGGCCAAAGCAACACUAACUUCGUUUACAAGAUUCAAAAAACUAAAAUGGGAAUUUUUGCAGGACCUGCUUGAAGAGUUGAAUGUUGUUGUGAUGUAUAAUUGAGACGAUAUAUAUAUAUAUAUAAAUAUGAUAGUUUAAUUGCAAUGAAAUGCUGUUGAGCUCAGUAUUGAUAACAAUAACAUUUAUUUGUUCAUUUGUCCCGUAUACCUUAAAAAAACUAGACUAAACCUGUAAGUUGGAGAAAAAUUUCGGUUCUGUACGCAAAACAUUGCUUUAUAUAUUGUCCGAAGAAAUAACUAUAAUUAAGGCUGUACCCGUGUGCAUUGACGUAUGUAUGAAUGCUGGAGGGUAAUUGCUAUUGGCGCGUGCUGAUUGGCUAAAAAGACGUAUACAAGCGGGCAUUCUUCGCAGACGUAUGAAAAACUAGGAUUCCCACGUUAAAUUUUGCAUUAGAUCUUAGUUUUUGGUCAUUCUUUCCCAUCAAAACAACAAUUGAAUAAUCGUGUAAAUUACUUUAAACGAAACAAAUUAUACAGAUUAUAAAAAAAUAAUGAUGAAUGAUGAAGAAAAUAGUAUAUGUUUCCGAAAAUUAUACGAAAGUUGAGAACAUUUGAAAAGCUCAAUUGCAAGACAAUACAGGAAGCCCGUUUUGUUUAUUUUUAUUAUUUUUUUGACCUCCUGAAUCAUAAAAAUUAAAUAAAAUAAGUCUAUUUAAAAUAUUAUUGCAAUGGAUGCAUUUAAAAUCUGUUGUCUGACUCCAGAAUUUUAUCCGAAAUUUCUCGUGAAAUUCAACGCGAAUUUCCCUAGUCUGUCAGUCAGUGGAUUUGACUAAUAAUAUUUCAUAAGACAUUUCCCGAAUUCUUUUGAUGACCUCAAUGGCUUUAAAUCUUAGUUGAACUUGAUAUCUUCAUAUAUCUUAUUUUAUCGAGGCCUACCUUGAUAUGGCGCCGUUAUUUCAUUGGUCACUGAAGUGAAUUCAGGAAAGGUUGAAAUACUUCUUUUCCGAGAGUCGCAAACGCUGUCAAACGUAUUGCGUGCUCAGAUUCGAAAAAAAGGAGAUAAUUUGGGAAGAUUUUAAGUGGGUUAUGAAAAACUCAUACAAAACUUUGAAAAUGUGGCUGCGUCUACACGGUACCGUGCAAAUCUUAAACUGGUCAAAAAUUUGACCUGUACCGCAUACCAUUUACGCCAAACCAUCUCUUUAAUUGUAUGGCUAAUAAAUACGUUCAGUUUACACGAAACCGGAUCCAAAUUUGCACAGCUACUUUUACGGAUUUUUGUUCAGAUAGAUCAUUCCUGUGUGAAUAGAAUUCCUAACCGUAGAUCCAAUCCGUGACAGUGUUAACGCAGCCUAUGUUAAUAAAAUAAAUAUACUUUGAAGUUCUUUUAGUUCGAUUGCAGGAUUAAAAACAGACGAAUAUAUUUCAGGCAAAAUCUUAGGUUUAACGUAAGAUUUUUUAGAGAAAAUUGUUUGCGCCUCUCGGAAAUCGUCUAUGUGUACGUACUUUGAAAAGUAUUUAUGAAGACAGUUUUUAUGGCAAUGAGAUUGCUUAACACUCUAAGGCUAAAUGUAUGCAGUUAUUUAGUUCAAAUAUAUAUAGACCACAUAACUUGUAAGCGUUCUUGAUGUCUAAUAUUAAUUAGAAAAGAAAUGUUUGAUCAAUUGGUUUAAAGUAAACAUCUAUUUUCUUCAUUAUACCGCUCAUUUUCGUUUCGUUUCCAAAACCAAAUAAACGUCUUUAUUAAUGCA